This is a messenger RNA of Acinonyx jubatus (cheetah), 1931 nucleotides long. It is a transcript of the gene UBALD1, whose product is annotated as UBA like domain containing 1. The record is from RefSeq and is a predicted model, not a curated record. Gene Ontology annotation, molecular function: protein binding. Lineage: Eukaryota; Metazoa; Chordata; Mammalia; Carnivora; Felidae. The coding region runs from base 502 to 1188 and encodes 228 amino acids. The transcript is spliced from 3 exons.
CAGGGUCUGUCCGCCUCGUGUUUUGUCCGCGCCAUCCCAUCCCCAGACGUAGUGUGUGUGUGUGGCUGAGCGCCAAGCCGGGGAGGGACCCGCAUCAGGAGUGGGCGACGUGAACUUGUUGCUCCGGGUGUUGGGGUGGGGGACUGGAAGGCUUCCUGGAGGCGGUGACUUUCUGCAGAGCCCUUAAGGGCAGAUUCAUUCAUCCAAGGAAGGAGUAUUUUUUGGCGCCUAUUGUGUGCCAGGCUUUCGGGUCUGUGUGUCCUAGAGCUGCCGAUUGUGCCAAAAUUCCUAGGGGACCCCCACCCCCAAGUGUGCGCCCACUCAACAGAGGGAUGCCAGGCAUACCGGGCAAAGACGCCAGCGGGCCCGCCUGCUGGACCCCUGAGAGCGUGACGGCCCGCAGACACGGCCGCCUGCUUCCGCACACAGCAGGGGCAGAGUCCAGACACACCUCUUCGCGCCCCCCGGCCGGCCAGGCGGCGCGGGACUACAUCUCCCAGCAUGCCCCCGCGGCCCCGAGCCAGGGGAGGCUCGGUGAGUCACAGCCGCACAGUAAAUAUUUGUAUUAGCCGGAGCCGGCUCGCUAAUGGUGGACGCGUGAGGCGGAGGAGAGCGGCGGCGGGAGGCAGCGGGCAGCGCGGCGGCGGCGCCAUGUCCGUGAACAUGGACGAGCUCAAGCACCAGGUCAUGAUCAACCAGUUCGUGCUGACGGCGGGCUGCGCGGCCGACCAGGCGAAGCAGCUGCUGCAGGCGGCCCACUGGCAGUUCGAGACGGCCCUCAGCGCCUUUUUCCAGGAGACCAACAUCCCCUAUAGCCACCACCACCACCAGAUGAUGUGCACUCCUGCCAACACCCCCGCCACGCCCCCCAACUUCCCCGAUGCCCUCACCAUGUUCUCCCGUCUCAAGGCUUCCGAGAGUUUCCACGGUGGCGGCAGUGGCAGCCCAAUGGCCGCCACGGCCACGUCCCCCCCGCCGCACUUUCCCCACGCCGCCACCGGCAGCUUCGCGGCACCCAGCUGGCCGACCGCGGCCUCGCCCCCAGGGGGGCCACAGCACCACCAGCCACAGCAGCCGCCCCUGUGGACUCCGGCACCCCCUUCCCCAGCGUCAGACUGGCCGCCCUUGGCCCCCCAACAGGCCGCCUCAGAACCGAGGGCCCACCCCGCCAUGGAGGCCGAGAGAUAAGGGAGGCCCCUCCCCCCUCCCGGAGGCCAGGAUCCUGUGGGGCGGGGGAGAGGAUGUCUCCGCGGGCCCCCUUCACCCUCCUCUGUCCGCACCCCCGUUCCCCGGAGCCCUGGAGGGGAGAGACCGGACCCUGGUGCCAGCACACAGGCCGCCCGCGCGCAAACAUGGAGGCGCAGGCCCGCGGCACCCAGCUUGCAUGGAUGUGGUUCAGAGUCGUCUUGGUGCUGGUGGACGGAACUUCAGAGAACAAGCAGCCUUCCCCAGAGGACUCGCUCGCCCUGCCCCACCCCAGGGGGCUGCGGAGAAUCACCACAGCAGCGGAGACUUGGCUGGCUCCUGCCUUGGAGCUCCUUGGGGGCCAGCAGGCCUAGAUCCCCACCCUCGGGAAUGCAGAGCCUUCUCCGCAUGUGUGUGUGUAGCUGUGUAUGUAUUUAUAUGUAUGUCGCUCCUCAAGACGCAACCUAGUUUACGGGGCAGCUGGACUUUGCAUGUUAGAGUGAGCCCCCAAACCCCUUGCCCGCCACCCCUCUCCCCAGGGCCCUGCCCCUCUCUCCUACCCCCUUGUCAGCCAGCCUUGCUGUUCCCUGCAGAGAAAAGAAUUGUGGGAAACUCCAGGACUCUUCCCACCCAUUCCCCAGCGCUUGCCUGCUGGGGCUGCCUGCAUGCCUCCCCCAGAGCCCGGGGGUACCUCACACCCUUUCCUUCCCCCUUUUAACAAAAGAGAAGAAAAGAGUUCAAACUAC